This is a messenger RNA of Fusarium proliferatum ET1, 1650 nucleotides long. RefSeq lists its product as uncharacterized. The record is from RefSeq and is a predicted model, not a curated record. Lineage: Eukaryota; Fungi; Ascomycota; Sordariomycetes; Hypocreales; Nectriaceae. The transcript has 2 exons. Bases 1 to 1650 code for a protein of 549 amino acids. Gene Ontology annotation, biological process: proteolysis. Gene Ontology annotation, molecular function: tripeptidyl-peptidase activity; serine-type endopeptidase activity.
AUGCGACACAGACAUCUCGCUUGUAUGUUGGCGCUUGCUCCAUUCUGUGCUUCUCUCAGGCACGAGUCUCUUCAUAAUUCUCCAAAGGACUAUGUACAACUAGAAGCGGCGCCUCAGGAUGAACUAUUGUCCUUGAGAAUUCAUCUGGCGGAGCUGGAAAAGCCAUAUCUCAAGGUGGCCCAAGAAGUAUCAGAUCCCGAGUCCAAUCAAUAUGGCCGGUUUUUAGGAGCUCAUGAGUUGCGAGCUAUUGUGCCUGACAAAGGUUUCAUUUCGGCAAAGGUAACCGGUUGGCUUGAAGACGAGGGCUUAUCCAAUUACACUACGAGUCCCGAUUACGUCGAUGUCAUAACAGCCAUUGCUGACUGGAAUCGGGUCUUGAACACUACAUUUUACCACUUCCAACACAAGGCCACUGGUCGGACUAUGAUUCGCACAACUCAGUAUAGCAUUCCGAGCACACAAAAGGGCGUGAUCAGCUAUAUAUAUCCUACAGUACAGUUCUUUCGAUCAGCACCGGCUCCAAAAACGAUUCAAGCAAGACAGCGUGUACCCACUGGGCCUAGUAAUUGCUCCAACAGCGUCUGUCCAUCUCAGCUGCGCACGCAAUAUAAUAUUCAUUACAGCCCAGCUGACGGUAAAUCGGGUAGCACAAUUGCUAUAGCUGGAUUUCUGAACAACUUUCCCAAUAUCACCGACAUCAAAGCCUUCUUGACAAAAUAUGAUAAGAGAAAUCCGAAACUCAUCCCUUCAAUCAAUGUCGCAUCCAUCAACAAGGGUACCCUGAAACCUCCGGCUGGUGGCGGUUCGCUCACGGUCGAGGCUGAACUUGACCUUGACUACGCAAUGGCUUUCACUGGUCCGCUCCCCGUCACUUUCUACUCGGUAGGCGGCCAUGGGCCUAAGAUCGGGCAAGCUCCGAAUGCACCUGUCUCACCAGACAGCAAUGAGCCUUAUGCCGAGUUUUUUGACUAUGUGCUCGGUUUGGAAAACCCACCUAAGGUCAUUUCUAUAUCUUACAACGACGAUGAGAAGGAUGUACCAGUUGCGUAUGCGAAACACGUUUGCGAUCUUUUUGCAAAAGCUGCUACCCGUGGGAUUUCCAUCAUCGGAUCUUCUGGAGACGGAGGAGCAGCAGGAACAGACGGAAAUACAUGUCUUGGAGUGUCCGGCAAAAAGAGACUCUUUGUACCCUCAUUCCCAUCGAGCUGUCCUUGGAUGACUUCUGUUGGUGCUACGGCGGAGUAUGGCGGUGCAGCUUCGUAUAGCUGGGUGCACAAGGGCUUUUACAACGCCAGCGGCCGUGCGCAACCAGACAUCAGUCUUCUAGGUGAUAAUUACCUGACACUCACCGGAGGCAACCCGUCGACUCAUGACGGCACGAGCGCAUCUGCACCUGUGUUUGCAGCUAUGAUUGCGCUUGUCAACGACAUGCGCAUCCGGGCAAAGAAACCUGCAUUGGGAUUCCUCAAUCGCUGGCUUUAUUCAGCAAAGGCGAGCUCGGUCUUUCGCGAUGUCAAAGAUGGUAGUGAAACAACAGGCUGUGCUGACGGUGACUUUUUUGAGACAAGUUGGGAGGCUCUUGUAGGGUGGGAUGCUGCAACGGGCCUGGGCGAGCCUGAUUUCACGAAACUGGCAGCUUUAUUAAAAUAA